Molecule: messenger RNA, 1290 nt
Organism: Equus quagga
Lineage: Eukaryota; Metazoa; Chordata; Mammalia; Perissodactyla; Equidae
Product: olfactory receptor 52Z1-like
Exons: 2
Coding region: 1-1290 (429 amino acids)
Biological process (GO): G protein-coupled receptor signaling pathway
Cellular component (GO): membrane
Molecular function (GO): olfactory receptor activity; G protein-coupled receptor activity
Source: RefSeq, a predicted model, not a curated record
AUGUAUCUUUUUCUCUCCAUGCUGGCUGUUAGUGACCUAGAACUCUGUGCUGCCACUCUGUCCACACUACUCAAGCUUUUCUGGUUCAAUGCCUGUGAAAUAGACUUUGAUGCCUGCCCAAUUCAGAUGUUCUUCAUCCAUGUUUUCCUCCUAAUGGAGUCAGGCAUUCUGCUCACCAUGUCUUUUGACUGCUAUAUGGCCAUCUCCGAUCCACUCAGGUAUACUACUAUUUUGACUAAUUCUACCAUUGCCAAGAUAGGUGUGGGCCUUUUGCUACUGGCUGUGGCUAUCAUCUUCCCAGGACCCUUUCUCAUUAAGCAACUGAGGUUUUACUUUGGCCACAUCUCUAUAACAACAUCCAACUGUACAUCCACACAUCUCACUGCCUUUCUGCUGACUGGUAUCCCAGGCUUAGAAGACUUCCAAAUCUGGAUCUCCAUCCCUUUCAGCUUCAUGUACCUUUUGGCUGUGAUAGGCAAUGGCCUGGUUGUGGCGGUGGUAGCCUGGGACAGAAGCCUCCAUGAACCCAUAUAUGUCUUCCUGGGGAUGCUGGCAUUCAACGACGUCCUCCUUUGUACUGUCACAGUACCCAAAAUGCUUCUCAUCUUCUGGCAGGGCUCUUCCCUGUCCACCUUUCCUGCCUGCCUCACACAGAUGUUUUUUGUUCACGCUCUCUUCCUCUCUGAAUCUGCUGUUCUACUGGCCAUGGCUUUUGAUCGCUAUGUGGCUAUCUGUUCACCUCUCCAUUAUGCAACCCUACUUACAGGCUCUCUCAUUAGCAAGGUGGGCCUGGCUCUGGUGGCUCGAAGUGUGGCUGUGGUCACCCCAGGUGUCCUCCUCAUUCUCCGGCUACACUUCUGCCAGAGCAAUAUCAUCCACCAUACCUACUGUGAGAACAUGGGCAUCGCCAAGUUGGCCUGCAAUAGCAUUGCCCUUAAUAGCAUUUAUGGGCUCACUGCUGCUCUCCUCACCACAGGGCUGGACUUUGUCCUCAUCUCCCUGUCCUACUGGCUAAUUCUGAGAACAGUCUUCCGACUACCUUCUAGGGAAGCCCGGACAAAGGCCUUUGGAACCUGUGGAGCUCAUAUAUGUGUCAUCUUAAUAUUCUAUACUCUGGCCUUCUUUUCUUUCUUUACCCAUCGCUUUGGAAAGCAUGUGCCCAGGCAUGCCCUUAUCCUCCUGGCAAACCUCUACUUACUGGUGCCACCUACCAUGAAUCCCAUUGUUUAUGGAGUGAAGACAAAAGAGAUAAAGAUGAGAGUACUAGGACUCUGUAGCCAAACAAAAUGA